AUGAUUCCAAUAGCAAGCCCAAUAGCAUCAGAGUCCACCACAGAGAUGAUAGCCAGCCUUGUAAGAGACCAGGCAGAAAGAGGAGUUCUGUCCACAGGAAUCAAGAAGUGCCAAAAACGCAUUUUAGAGGGGUCAAGAGGCUUGCUGGUCCUAACGGCAGACACAACACCCAUGGACCUCAUCACACACCUUCCUGCAGUCUGUGAAGACAGAGGCAUUAAGUAUGUCUUUGUAAGGCGGAAGGUUUCCCUUCCAAACGGAUUCACCUGUGUCUUUCUCGAGAUGGAUGGAAGCGACAUGCUCGCCAAAGUGCUCGAGACACUUGCUUGA
Messenger RNA from Encephalitozoon intestinalis ATCC 50506, 330 nucleotides. RefSeq names its product rRNA processing protein. Bases 1 to 330 code for a protein of 109 amino acids. The transcript has a single exon. The record is from RefSeq and is a predicted model, not a curated record. NCBI's taxonomy places the organism in Eukaryota, Fungi, Microsporidia, Unikaryonidae.